ACGCCUUGCAACCUGAGCAUAGCCUCACUCUCCUCCAUUAUAAGACCGCACCUCUAUCCGGACGAUCAAUCUCUUGAAUACUAGUUGUGUAAUAACUUGAACCAGCACCAUGGCAAGCGAAAAGUCAGAUACCCAGAAGCAGGAUGCCCAGAUUAAGUCGGCGGACAUGAGCGAAGAGAUGCAGCAAGAGGCCAUUGAAGUCGCGCAAUCGGCAAUGGAGCAAUUCACUAUUGAGAAGGACAUUGCUCAGUACAUCAAGAAGGAGUUUGACAGCAGGAAGGGUGCCACAUGGCACUGCAUCGUAGGCCGCAACUUUGGAAGCUUUGUCACUCACGAGACGAAGCAUUUCAUCUACUUUUACCUCGGUCACUGCGCAAUCUUACUCUUCAAGACACAGUAGAUGCACCAUCCCGGGGUGGAGUUCAUCGUCUAUCUACGAGCCAUGUCAUCUCUCGUUGCGAAAGAAUGCCUCCUGGUCCCAGAGUGAAGAAGACCGUCUAGUUUCAAGCCGGAGCUCAGAGUGUGUGCUCAACCUGUCUUCACUGUACAUGUACGAAGACUGUAUAUUUUCUCGGCACGGGGCCGUUGUCUUUUCAACGGGACUCGAGGGCUUUCUGCGAUGAAAUGGCGUCCUACCACCUAGACACGAUGAGAUCACCGCAUCCCAAUCCUACGACUGCGACGAGUCUCCUUCUCUGCAUCUUGAUGGCUUUGGAGGUCAACCUAGUGAUAUCAUAAUGAAACGAUUGUGCUCUUCUUGC
Bipolaris maydis ATCC 48331 is the source of this 761-nucleotide messenger RNA. The record is from RefSeq and is a predicted model, not a curated record. Lineage: Eukaryota; Fungi; Ascomycota; Dothideomycetes; Pleosporales; Pleosporaceae.